Messenger RNA from Eufriesea mexicana, 1906 nucleotides. Its product is annotated as carboxypeptidase M. Lineage: Eukaryota; Metazoa; Arthropoda; Insecta; Hymenoptera; Apidae. The record is from RefSeq and is a predicted model, not a curated record. Gene Ontology annotation, biological process: peptide metabolic process; protein processing. Gene Ontology annotation, molecular function: metallocarboxypeptidase activity; zinc ion binding. The transcript is spliced from 9 exons. Bases 382 to 1833 code for a protein of 483 amino acids.
CUCUCGCAGGUGAAACAAACUGUUCCUGUUCCGCCGUUUCGGUCCCGUGUGUACCCCGUGCCCGCGGAAUUAUUUUCUCUUCUAUGACUAUUCGUGCAGACGUGCUGGAUCCAGAAUCCGAUGUGUUCAACCGCGGCAGACGGCCUCGGCCUUGCUACUGUUACCAGUGUACUAUGUCAUUGAGAGGAUCCGUCUGAACGAGCCAAGAAUCAGAUUUCUCUGCGCGACCUCCCAGUCGCCACGUGCUUCGCAUCCUUUGCGUUUCUUUCCUUUUGUUUUUCUCUCCACACUUUUUCCUUUUUUCGCUCUGCACGCUGCGCGUGUGUGCAUCGGAUUGACACUCGACGUUCAUCAGCGGGCCUGAAUAAUUAGCGGAUCAGAAUGUACGGGCCGAUUUUCUUAGUUACCAUUCUCGGGGCAUUUCACGAAAUUGCCGCUGCUUCGCAACACAUUAACAAAGAUCUUACGAGCCACUACAAUGCUCGUUUCCACGUUUAUGAAGAACCGUACAGUAUCGACUUCACAUAUCAUAAUUAUGACCAAAUGAGUCGUUUUCUACGUACAACGUCCCUGCGAUUUCAGAACCUCACUGCCUUAUAUUCCAUAGGAAAGUCCGUGAAAGGUCGUGAUUUGUGGGUAAUGGUUGUUUCCUCCUCGCCUUACGAGCAUAUGAUCGGUAAGCCUGAUGUGAAAUAUGUAGCCAAUAUACAUGGGAAUGAAGCCGUGGGUCGUGAAUUAAUGUUACAUCUGAUUCACUUCUUCGUGACGAAGUAUGGAUCGGAUCCAUAUGUCACGUGGCUUUUAGACAAUACAAGAAUUCACAUUCUCCCAUCGAUGAAUCCUGAUGGUUUCGAAGUUUCCAAAGAAGGAUAUUGCGAAGGUGGUCAAGGCAGGUACAACGCACGUGGUUUCGAUCUAAAUCGGAACUUCCCGGAUUACUUCAAACAGAACAAUAAAAAGAGCCAACCGGAAACAGAAGCUGUGAAAGAAUGGGUUUCUAAAAUUCAAUUCGUUUUAUCCGGAAGCUUGCACGGAGGUGCCUUGGUUGCCAGUUAUCCUUUCGACAACACGCCUAACUCGCUGUUUCAGAGUUAUACAUCGGCGCCGAGUAUUUCGCCAGACGACGACGUAUUUCAACAUUUGUCGCUGAUGUAUUCACAAAACCAUAGAUCCAUGUACCAAGGAUUGCCAUGUUCGCCAUCUCAACCAGGAUUUAAAAAUGGUAUCACUAAUGGAGCACAAUGGUAUCCACUCACCGGCGGAAUGCAAGACUUUAACUACGUUUGGAACGGAUGUAUGGAAAUUACACUAGAACUUUCGUGCUGUAAAUAUCCACCUGCCUCUGAUCUGCAAUUUUACUGGGAGGAAAAUCGUGUGGCUCUCAUUAAAUUCUUAGCGGAGGCUCAUAGAGGAGUCCGUGGGUUUGUCAUCGAUGAAAAUGGAAAUCCCAUUGAGAGAGCUUCCAUUAAAGUGAAAUCGAGAGAUGUUAGUUUUCUGACUACAAAAUAUGGCGAAUUUUGGAGGAUUCUACUGCCAGGAAUGUAUAAACUAGAGGUAUAUGCAAAUGGGUAUCUUCCUCGUGAUGUAGAAUUUAGAGUGGUAGAGCAACAUCCAACGACUUUCAAUGUAACAUUACAUAGAGCAAACAGACAUCCAGGUGAAGACGAAACUGGAUCCAACUUUUAUAAUGGAAACAGAGACAGUAUUAACCGAGAUCACGUGAUACAUUUUCGACCACAUUCUGGAAGCAAUACAGCAUCCGAAGCAAACAGCGGUAUCUUCUCAUCCCUUAGUAAUGGAUUCAAUUCCUUCGUCAAUAAUUGGUUCGGGUGAUUAAUCAUGAGUUAGCGAACCGCUAAUACUUUCGCGUCACUGAGUUUUCAUACGAACCUUAUACUGGCCAACA